UCCCCGCUGAGUUCCUUCUCGAAUUCCCGCCCCUGACCCUGCGGAUAAUGCUUAGAGAGGCACUGGAGUCCACUUCGGCAAGCUGAACAGGCAGCCUGCUCUCCGUCAGAGCUCCAGCUGCUACCUUUGAAGUGCUCUGUGUGCCCUCCUUUCUUCCCCGGUUGAAAAGGAAUCCCAGACUCAGAGACUGGCGUCCUUGCUGUAGCCUGCACCCUUGUCGCCUCUGGACACGCAGUUCCUUGCUCCUUCCUGACCUGGACCCUGUGUGCAGUGGUGGGUGGAGGCUUGGGCGGCUGCGGAGGUUCCCGGCUCUCUAGGGAGCUUUGCGCUGGAGAGCUCAAAGAAGUGGAAGAGCGUUUCUUGGAGAUCUUCCCCGGGAAGUCCCGAGGCGAUUCACUAUGAAGUGUAGCGCGCGGGAGUGGCUCCGAGUAACCACAGUGCUAUUCAUGGCUAGAGCAGUGCCAGCCAUGGUGGUUCCUAAUGGCACCUUAUUUGAGAAGCUGUUGGAAAAGUACACGAAUGAGGACGGGGAGUGGUGGACGGCCAAGCAAAGAGGGAAGAGGGCCAUCACGGACGAUGACAUGCAAAGUAUCUUGGACCUUCAUAAUAAAUUACGAAGUCAGGUGUAUCCGACGGCUUCUAAUAUGGAGUAUAUGACAUGGGAUGUAGAACUGGAAAGAUCUGCAGAAGCCUGGGCUGAAACUUGUUUGUGGGAACAUGGACCUGCCAAUUUAUUGCCAUCCAUUGGGCAGAACCUGGGAGCACAUUGGGGCAGAUAUAGACCUCCAACUUUUCACGUACAAGCCUGGUAUGAUGAAGUGCGAGACUUCAGCUACCCAUAUGAACAUGAAUGCAACCCAUAUUGUCCGUUUAAAUGUUCUGGUCCUGUGUGCACUCAUUACACCCAGGUGGUAUGGGCAACAAGUAGUAGAAUUGGCUGUGCCAUUAAUUUGUGCCACAAUAUGAACAUCUGGGGACAAAUUUGGCCCAAAGCUGUCUACUUGGUGUGCAAUUAUUCCCCAAAGGGAAACUGGUGGGGCCACGCUCCUUACAAACAUGGACGGCCGUGUUCCGCUUGCCCGCCUAGUUUUGGAGGGGGCUGUAGAGAAAACCUGUGCUACAAAGAAGGCCCCAACAGAUAUUACCCUGCAAGGGAAGAAGAAACAAAUGAAAUCGAACGGCAGCAGUCCCAAAUCCAUGACAGCCAUGUUCGGGCAAGAUCAGAUGACAACGAUAGAAACGAAGUCAUAAGCACACAGCAAAUGUCCCAAAUUGUUUCUUGUGAAGUCAGAUUAAGAGAUCAGUGCAAAGGGACAACCUGCAACAGAUACGAAUGCCCUGCUGGCUGUUUGGAUAGUAAAGCUAAAGUUAUUGGGAGUGUACAUUAUGAAAUGCAAUCCAGCAUCUGUAGAGCUGCAAUUCAUUAUGGUAUAAUAGACAAUGAUGGUGGUUGGGUGGAUGUCACUAGACAAGGAAGAAAACAUUAUUUCAUCAAGUCCAAUAGAAACGGUGUUCAGACAAUUGGCAAAUACCAGUCUGCUAAUUCCUUCACAGUUUCUAAAGUAACAGUUCAAGCUGUGACUUGUGAAACAACUGUAGAACAGCUAUGUCCAUUUCAUAAGCCUUCCUCACAUUGUCCAAGAGUAUACUGUCCUCGUAAUUGUAUGCAAGCCAAUCCACAUUAUGCUCGUGUAAUUGGAACUCGAGUUUAUUCUGAUCUGUCUAGUAUCUGCAGAGCAGCAGUGCAUGCUGGAGUGGUUCGAAAUCACGGUGGUUAUGUUGAUGUAAUGCCUGUGGACAAAAGAAAGACUUACAUUGCUUCCUUUCAGAAUGGAAUCUUCUCCGAAAGUUUACAGAACCCUCCAGGAGGAAAAGCAUUCCGAGUAUUUGCUGUUGUGUGAAACCACAUGUGGAAGGGAUUGCGAAGACUAUUCCAAAUGUCAUAUAGCUGAAAUUUGUAUAAAACUGUAACAUUACUGUACAGAAGAAAUCAAUUAUUUUUAGCCCAAAACAGUGCCAAAUGCAUAUAAAUCUUGUUAGACAAAGUCUAUAAAAUAAUACAUGGGACUUAUGCUUUGGAAAAAGUAAAGAAUAUGUAAUGGUUUCAGAAAUCCUGUGUUGAAUAUUGCUAUAUUUUCUUAGCAGUUGUUUCUACAGUUAAUUACCUGUUCAUGAUUGUUCAACAUUUCAUUAUAUGGUGCUUUGUACAUGCCACUAAUAAAAUGAAUCUAAUAUUGAAUGUGAAUGGUCCUCAGAAAAAUCAUCUGGUACAAUAAAAUAAUCAAGUGUAAAACUGAAAUUAGUCUUAGCAUAAUUUCUCCCAUCCAAUCCUAUAAUAUUUGCUACUCUAAAUAAUCUCAAAUUCUUUUCCUCUUAGUAGCCUGUACAACUUUUUUCUUAUGUUAGAUUUAGGUAUAGAGAAUAUUAAGUUCUGAUAUUGC
Ochotona princeps (American pika) is the source of this 2441-nucleotide messenger RNA. RefSeq names its product cysteine rich secretory protein LCCL domain containing 1 (gene CRISPLD1). Bases 399 to 1901 code for a protein of 500 amino acids. The transcript is spliced from 15 exons. Gene Ontology annotation, cellular component: extracellular region. Lineage: Eukaryota; Metazoa; Chordata; Mammalia; Lagomorpha; Ochotonidae. The record is from RefSeq and is a predicted model, not a curated record.